CGUUGCCACAUCGGGCUGACUCAUCUCUCUGUUGUUCAAGCUGCCCUGAAGCUGAGCAGUCUAGUUGAUGUAUCAAUCCCUUGUGUCUGGUUGUGGCUUUCUAACAGUCCCUGUCUCUGCGUGUUGGAGUCCUGCUCUUUGUCUUGUGAGAAAGCCUCUCCGCGGCAGCAGCAAUCAAGCAAUUUGGGUGCCUGAGGCGUCUGACAACCAGAUCCAGAAUGCUGAAACCAGAAUGGAUCCUCCAGGUCAUCUGAGACGGUGUCAGUGUGUCCUCCCUGCUCUCCCUCCGCAGUGGUCCUCUCGUCCCCGAGCCUCGUCCCACGGGGAACCGUCUGCCUCCUCCUCUCCUGGCAGCAGCCCCCCUGUAACGGCAUAGCGGUGGAAAAGCGACCCUGUAAAUAUGCCUGGAUGGAGGUCUCAGUGCCGGCUCGUCCUGUUGAACUCCCUGACCUGCGGCCUGGAGAUCUGCGUGGCAGCUGGGAUCACAUACGUGCCUCCCCUGCUUCUGGAGGCUGGGGUAGAGGAGCAGUACAUGACCAUGGUGCUAGGUAUUGGCCCAGUGUUAGGUCUCAUCUUCAUCCCUGUGAUUGGCUCAGCCAGUGACCACUGCAACAGCAGCUAUGGCCGUCGUCGCCCCUUCAUCUGGCUGCUGUCCCUGGGUGUCCUCCUAGCCCUCCUCAUCAUCCCCCAUGCCGACCUGCUGGCUGCCUACUUCACCUGGGGCGGACGCACCCUAGAAGUGGCCUUCCUCAUCCUCGGGGUGGGCCUGCUCGACUUCUGUGGCCAGGUGUGCUUCACGCCGCUAGAGGCGCUCCUCUCGGACCUGUACCGCGACGAGGAGGACUGCAACCAGGCCUUCGCCAUGUUCUCCUUUAUGGUCAGCCUCGGAGGCUGCGUGGGCUACCUGCUGCCUGCGCUGGACUGGAGCCGGGGCCUGCUGUCCGUCUACCUGGGUGGCCAGGCAGAGUGCCUCUUCUUCAUGCUCAUCCUCAUCUUUGUGACCAGCGUGCUGAUCACCAUGAAGGUGUCGGAGGAGCCGCCGUGUGCUGGUGUCGCGGCCCUGGAGCCAGCUCCUCUCCUGGAGGCCGGCCGCUGCAGCAUGCCACGCUCCUGCUGCUACCUGCUCAAAUGCAAGCUGCGGCUGCUCAAGUCGGGCCCGCUGCUGUGCCUGCUGAGGACGUUCUGGUCCAUGACGCCAGCCAUCUACCACAGCUACUGCCACGUGCCCUGGGUAAUGAGGCAGCUGUGCGUGGCCCAGCUUUGCAGCUGGAUGGCUGUCAUGUCCUUUAUGCUCUUCUACACAGACUUUGUGGGGGAGGGGCUGUACGAGGGCGUGCCCAGUGCCGCUCCCGGGACCGCCUCCAGGCAGCGCUACGACGACGGCAUCCGAAUGGGCAGCCUGGGCCUGUUCCUGCAGUGUGCUACCUCUACUGUCUUCUCCCUGCUCAUGAGCCGACUGGUCCGCCAUUUUGGCUCGCGCCGGGUCUACCUGAGCAGCAUGGUGAGCUUCACCAUCUCUGCCCUGGUCAUCUGUAUGUCCAAGAGUGUGGUCCUGGUCACUGUGAUGUCGGCUCUGACCGGCUUUGCCUAUGCCACGCUGCAGACGCUGCCGUACACCCUCACCUGCCACUACCACAAGGAAAUGGAGGUUUACAUGCCAAAAAAGAAAACAAAAAACUUGCUUAAGUACGGGAUUGUGAUCAAGCAGGACUCGAUCACCCAUUUGACAGCUGUGGCCGAGGAGGGGGGGCUGGCCCACAAACUGGGGGGCACCAACGGGCAUGCCUUCUUCAGCCAAGACGGCUCAGACUACUACCCCCCUCCCCACGACCAGGAUGGGUCGUCCCAUAAAGCCACGGGCCCCGAGCAGGAUGAGCCAGAGGGCUACGAGAAGCGUGGCGUAGGGUUGGACUUUGCCAUCCUGGAUAGCACCUUCCUCCUCUCUCAGGUCUUUCCCACUCUCUUCAUGGGCAUGAUCGUUCAGUUCACAAAAUCCGUCACUGCCUAUAUGGCCUCCUCCGCCAUCUUCGGCAUCAUCGCCAUCUAUCUGGCCAACAACAUCAUCUUUGACCAAAAGGACCUCAAGAGCUGAAAGAAUCAGGAACCAAGGGUGAAGGAAUGCACCCCUGGCUGCACUACCACUCCCUGCGCUUGCAACGCUCCAGUGUCUUCGCUGACCGUUGCCAUGGCAUUACCAAUGGAUUGCAAUGAGGCAGCCCGUUUAUACGUUUGUGUGUAUGUGUGCGGCAGGAAUGAAAGAAAAAUGUAUACCCAUGACAAUUGUUCCCUCCAGAAUUUACUGCAGCUAGUUACUGUGUCUACGAGAGAGACUGUGUCUGUGUAUUUAGAGUGUCUCUCACCUUGUUCCUAUCAGACACGUAGAUGGCCUCUCAGAAGGGUCAUUUCUCCUUCUCCUCAGGUACAGCUAGCUUCACAGCAUGAUCGGACUCCAUCAGCCCUUAGACAACUGGAAUACAGAUUUAUUACCAUUUCACUCUCAUCUAUGUGAGGAGUGUGUCAAUGCUAUAUCUUUAAAACAGUCUGCUGUUAGGGCUGGAUUCAAUCCGUACUACGGAAGAUCUGUGUUAAAAUGUAAAGGUAAUUUCCGAUUAAGCCAACAGCGUUUACCGUGAAUGCGGAAUGCGGGAACAUUGCCUAUAAUGUGGAUCUUCCGCGAUACUUCUGCAAUAUGGAUCGAAUCCAGCCCUUAGUCAAAGUCAACAGGAGAUUAUUGCCCACUUCUCAUGCAGACUGGCCAAGAGAGAAAAAUACCCAAUCUGGAGAGCCCAUCACCUGCUUGGGAAAGGUUCUGGGCUCACAUAGCUCCAUGCUGCUAAUGUAUGGGCAUUUCUGUCUGUUUGUUAUUCUCAGCCAGGUUGUGCUUGCAGUCACAAUGGGUGGAUUAUGCAUUGCUUACCGAAACAUACAUGUUAUCACACACGUGAUAAGUCAAAUGAGACCAUUGGACUUGUUCGUCAAGAAACUGCGAAUAGAAAAAUUGGGAAUGUUAAGGGUAACUGGCCCCUAGAUUUGGAUGGUUUUUGGUAAUAAACAGGUUUACUGUAUAUAUUUUGUAUACAAAUUCAUAUAUUUAUAUUCCUAUGGGAAUUUCUUAUGCAACCUGUUUGGGUGAGGUCAUCUGUGUAACUGUGGUGUUGUUAGAAUGAAGUGGCUCAAUGGCAUCAUUGCAUUUUUGUUUGAAGUCUGUCAUCUCAGGAUAGUCACCUCUUUUCUAGAAAUUUCAGACAGUGCCAUAUUGUGCUAUUUAUUACAUCAUUUCUACUGCCAUUAUCACGUUCAAUCUGAAAUGACACUAGGAAAGUAAAUGAGGUGAAUUAACCAAUGCUGUAAAAAAUUCAGGUACACUUCUUUUUGGAAACUCCAUUAAUAUUCCCAUGAGCAAAAUACCAAAAAGUCAUACUAGCAACACUGCAGCAUUACAGUGAACUGGGUUACUGAAAAUAGUUUUGGUAUGCAAGAUGACAGUUUUUUGUGUUCUGUCAUAUUUGUUAUGCUUUUCACUGUGUAUCGUACAUCUCUUUUGAAGGUCAACAUGGCUCUGUGAAAAGGUGUGUGUGUGUUUUUUGUUGUUGUUUGUUUUACUAUCCUUGUGGGGACCAGAAGUCCUCACAAGGAUAGUAAAACAAGGAAAAUUCGGACAAGUGGCGACAUUUCACCGGUCCCCACAAGGGAAAAGGCUGAUUUAGAGGUUAGGGUUAGAAUUAGGGUUAGGAGUAAGGGUUAGGUUUAGAGUUAAUGUUAAGGUUUAGGGAAUCAAUUGUUUGGUCCCCACAAGGAUAGUAAAACAAACUUGUGUGUGUGAAUUUCAUAGUGCAGUGGAGAGAGCAGGGCAACAUGACAUGACUCCUGGGGUUCCAGUCACCUAACAGAAUACUGCACACAAAUAAUAGCUAUAAUCUACAGACUUUCUGUAUCUCAUCUGCUGCUGUACACUGUGGCCAGUUUAUUAGGUACAACCAUUUAGUACUGGGUCAGACACCCCUUUGCCUCUAGAACAGCCUGAAUUCUUCGGGGCAUGGAAACUUUGCUCAACUGUUACCGUUGACACCAAGCAGGAUUGGGCCAUGGACUCAUGCUGUUUACGCCAAAUCCUGACACAACAGGAACUGUGAUUCGUCAGACCAGGCUAUGUUUCUCCGCUCCUCAAUUGUCCAGUGUUGGUGAUCGCGUGCCCACUGGAGACGCUUCUUCAUGUUUUUAGCUGAUAGGAGUGGAAUCCAGUGUGGUGGUCUGCUGCAAUAGCCCAUCCGUGACAAGGACUGACAAGUUGUACUGCGCCGUUAUUUGCCUGUUUGUGACCCGCAUGUUAAUUUGCAUGAUUCUUGUCAUUCUCCUUCGACCUUUCAUCAACGAGCUGUAUUCACCCAUAUGACUGCUGCUAACUGGAGGUUUUUUGUUUGUCGCAACAUUCUCGGUAAACCCUAGACACUGGCCGGCCGUUUCUGAGAUACUGGAACCGGUGCACCUGGCACCAACGAUCAUACCACGCUCAAAGUCGCUUAGGUCACUCGUUUUGCCAAUUCGAACGUUCAAUCGAACAGUAACUGAAUGCCUGGAUGCCUGUCUCCCUGCUUUAUAUAGCAAGCCACGGCCACAUGACUCACUGUCUGUAGGAGCGAACCAUUUUCAUGAACGGGGUGGUGUACCUAAUACACUGGCCACUGAGUGUAUAUUUAAAUAGUAAUCAAAAUAUAUUGUGGCCUUAAGUUAUUCUUCAAAAUUGGGGUUUUGUUAGUAAAACGCUUGUGUUACAAUCAAUAUGUUAUGUUAUAUGCAUUCUGUGUAUGAUUUGCCUACUCUUUCUGACUUUCAAUCAGAAAUAUGGCUGUAUAAUAACCAAACAUAAUGUAAUAGCUCAUUUAUGCAAUGAUGAGAUUGGCUAAAUACAGUUGGCCCUAUUGGAUAUAUACUCUCAUUUUGAGAAUUGGGUCAAAAUCAACUUGUUUUUUGUAAUAUUUCAUUGGCAGUUAAUGAAAGAUAAUACCACGUCACUCAUCGUUGACAACCAAUUACUAAACAGACAUGGUAACUUUUUGGGGGAAAAAACAGAUGACUUUGAGAAAAUUCCCCCUGCACACAGACAAAUAAAUACUUAUCUGACGUACUGUAGAGCAUAUGGACAUACUGCCAAGCCCCUUGGGAAAAUAGCAACAUUUUGCAAGUGCCUCUAGAAAUGUUUUUAUUUUUUGGACAUAACUAUUUAUUUAUUGUUCUUUUAAAAAUCAUAAGCACAUAUUAAAGUAUUUAGCAUUAUUUUUGUUGCAUCUGUCAAAAGUGUAAAGGGCAAAAGCUAUUUCUUUGAAAAAAUAAUAAAUUAUUAUUUUGUAUA
Messenger RNA from Salmo salar (Atlantic salmon), 5350 nucleotides. Lineage: Eukaryota; Metazoa; Chordata; Actinopteri; Salmoniformes; Salmonidae. The record is from RefSeq and is a predicted model, not a curated record.